Molecule: messenger RNA, 1131 nt
Organism: Mya arenaria
Lineage: Eukaryota; Metazoa; Mollusca; Bivalvia; Myida; Myidae
Product: bifunctional endo-1,4-beta-xylanase XylA-like
Exons: 2
Coding region: 1-1131 (376 amino acids)
Source: RefSeq, a predicted model, not a curated record
AUGUUGAAUGUUGACUGGUCGCACUGGCUUGCAGGCACCGGUCAAGCAAUCAACAAUGUUGACUGGUCGCACUGGCUUGCAGGCACCGGUCAAGCAAUCAACAAUGUUGACUGGUCGAACUGGCUUGCAGGCACCGAACAAGCAAUCAAAAGUGUUGACUGGUCGCACUGGCUUGCAGGCACCGAACAAGCAAUCAACAAUGUUGACUGGUCGAACUGGCUUGCAGGCACUGGUCAAGCAAUCAACAAUGUUGACUGGUCGCACUGGCUUGCAGGCACCGAACAAGCUUUCAACAAUGUUGACUGGUCGCACUGGCUUGCAGGCACCGAACAAGCAAUCAACAGUGUUGACUGGUCGCACUGGCUUGCAGGCACCGGUCAAGCAAUCAACAGUGUUGACUGGUCGCACUGGCUUAAAGGCACCGGUCAAGCAAUCAACAGUGUUGACUGGUCGCAAUGGCUUGCAGGCACCGGUCAAACAAUCAACAGUGUGGACUGGUCGCACUGGCUUGCAGGCACUGGUCAAGCAAUCAACAGUGUUGACUGGUCGCACUGGCUUGCAGGCACCGAGCAAGCAAUCAACAAUAUUGACUGGUCGCACUGGCUUGCAGGCACCGAACAAGCAAUCAACAAUGUUGACUGGUCGCACUGGCUUGCAGGCACCGAUCAAGCAAUCAAAAAGGUAAACUGGUCGGACUGGAUUGCAGGCACCGAUCAAACAAUCAACAAGGUGAAUUGGUCAUACUGGCAUGCAGGCACCGAUCAAGCAAUCAACAAGGUGAAUUGGUCGGGCUGGCUUGCAGGCAGUGGUCAAGCAAUCAACAAGGUGAAUUGGUCAUACUGGCAGGCAGGCACCGAACAAGCAAUCAACAAUGUUGACUGGUCGCACUGGCUUGCAGGCACCGAUCAAGCAAUCAACAUGGUGAAUUGGUCAGGCUGGCUUGCAGGCACUGGUCAAGCAAUCAACAUGGUGAAUUGGUCGGGCUGGCUUGCAGGCACUGGUCAAGCAAUCAACAAGGUGAAUUGGUCGGGCUGGUUUGCAGGCACUGGUCAAGCAAUCAACAUGGUUAACUGGUCGGACUGGCUUGCAGGCACUGAUCAAGCAAUCAACAUGGUUAACUGGUCGGACUAG